This is a messenger RNA of Oryza sativa Japonica Group (Japanese rice), 1031 nucleotides long. RefSeq lists its product as uncharacterized. Gene Ontology annotation, biological process: root development; shoot system development. The record is from RefSeq and is a predicted model, not a curated record. Lineage: Eukaryota; Viridiplantae; Streptophyta; Magnoliopsida; Poales; Poaceae.
AUGGCAUCCAUGCUUAGAUCUGCAAGUGUGCCUUCCAGCCCCUGCUCCAAUGAAGCCAAUGUUGAAGAACAGCUUCAGAGCUUGAGAGCAACCAUCUCUUCACCCUCUGCAACCGUCGAAACAAUGCUUGAUGGUUUCAGCAGGAUUGGAGGUGUAUACAGGAACAUUGAGGAGAUCAUGUGCUUUCCCAGCAGCCAAGUUCUCCUUUGCCAACCACAGCAGAGGAAAGCAGCAGAGCAAGAGCUUGAGCGCUCUCUUAUCUUGCUUGACCUCUGCAAUGCCAUGCAAGAGAGUUUCUGUGAACUCAAGGCAAGCAUCCAGGACAUGCAGUUGGCUAUCAAGAGAGCCGAUGAUGCCGCUGUUCAAGCCAAGGUCCAGUCCUUCAUCCGUCUGACCAAGAAGGCACAAAAGCAGUCGAAGAAGAUUAGCAAGAAGUCUGCUUCAGAUGAUCAGGAGGGAUGCACGGUGCUCAAGCUGUCAGCUGAAGCUAGAGAGGCUGCAAUUUCAAUGGUUGAGUCCUCGUUGCAUCUCUUGUUGAAGCAGAUUGUGAAGCCGAAUUCUAGCAGGUGGUCUCUUGUAUCCAAGGCUUUCCAGAAGGCAAGGAUUGCAUGCCAGGAGGAGCAAUUGCAGGCGCUGGAGUUGGACAUCAGUGAUCUCGAGAGCGGAGUUGAGACUUUAUUCAGGAGAUUGAUCCAGAGCAGAGUUUCUCUUCUGAAUGCUCUGAGCUUGUAGAUGAUACACCAACUCUUGUUCUUUGUGAUCCGCGUCCAUCUUUUAGAGGAUUUGCUGAUCAUCAAAACAAUUUUGAGAAGUGUAUAUACACAAUAGGUACUGACAAAAUGUACAAGAAUACUGAAAAGAAAAAAAAUUAUCUAUGUUCAGUUGUCAACUUUACUGUCUUAGCUUUCUGCAUGACCAUAAAUCCCUUCCAGAAAAUCUUAUUUAUCCUCACUUAGAAUGGCCAAACUAUCACUUGUAUUUUGGAGUUCUUAUGUUAAAGUUCACUUAGAGGUAAAAACAUAACUUAUAAA